UUUUUUUUUUUUUUUGAGGUCUGAGAAGCACACGCUACAAGUUUUUGGUUGAAGACUUGAAGUGAAGCAUUUGACCAGAAGUGAAGAGCGUGGCGUUUUGUUACAGUAAUUUUACUUUACUUUUCAAGUAAUUGUAAUCUGGUAAUUGACAGUAUUGGUAAGUAGCAAAUGGCCCAUCAGUACUUGGACCAAACUUCUGCUAUUUUAAAAGACGAUAAGGGUUACUUCGUUCCAGCUACACAACGCGCAGACGGCACUUGGCGUAAGGAGAGGCGGCUCAAGGAGAACUAUAUUCCUCAGGACGAAGUAAAACUUUACGAAUCCAAAGGUAAAAAAUUUGCUGCCAAUAAACCUACAUUACCUCCAGGUGCACCUGUUGCAAUGGUUGCGGUACCUAAACAACAGCAACAAACCAAAAAAGUUCUCACCGAGAAACAACCCAAACAAGAGAAAAUUAAAAUGCCUGAAGUACAAAAACAAAAGGAGAAGCCAGUAGAAAAGAAGCCUGAGUUAGAGUCGUCAGGAACUGACCCUGUUAAGCGAGUAAGAAAUCUUAAGAAAAAGUUGAAAAAUAUUGAAGAGUUGGAAGUUAAAGUUUCCGAAGGACAUUCUAUUGAUAAUGACCAGCGUAAAAAGAUUUCGACCAAAAAUGCUGUUUGCAAGGAGAUUGCUAGUCUUGAAGCAAUUGUGAAAAUUAUGUUUCCUUCGCCUCCUAAACCAACCAAGAAAGAAGGAAAGAAGGAUGCUAAGAAAGAUAAUAAGAAAGACACGUCCAAAAAAGAAACGAAACAAGAGAAUAAACCAAACAAGGUUAGUGAUAAAAAACCAACCUCAGUAUUGACAAAUGGUACUCAACCCAAGAAGGUUGAAAAAAAAACAAUCCCUCCAGUACAGCAAAAUGGUACAGCAGCUAUUAAAAAGACUGAAAAGGUCACCAAACCUGAAGUCAAAACAAAAGCUCAACCGAAGACCCAGGCCCAAUCUAAAACACCAUCUCAAUCUAAGACACAAGUCCAACCUAAAACUCAACCCAAAGCAAAGCCCGCUGCACCUGUUAUUGAGAUUUCAGUUGAAGCUGCUAAAAGAAUUAGGAACCUCAAAAAAAAGUUGAAGACCAUUGAUGAACUGGAACUUAAGGUUGCUCAAGGUGGUAAAAUUGAUAAUGAUCAACGUGUGAAGAUAUCUAAAAAGAGCGAAGUAUUGGCAGAAAUUCAAGCUCUUGAAAGUGGCAAGUAAAGAGCCUAAUUCUUUUGAGUAUUACAGAGGUUAACAAUUUAUUUUUUGUUGGUAUAUAUUAUAUAUAUAUCUGAUUAUAUUGAUUCUGAUAAAAAAAAAAAUGAAAUUUCUGUUUGUUUUGAAAAAGUAUUUUUUUUUAAGUUGUGUUCAAACUAUUUCAAUUUUUUCUUCCUAAUUAAUAUAAUUGACAAAAAUCAAUUAAAUAAUAACCAAGUUUCAUAAAAUGUGUUUAUAUUAUUUUUAUUACUUCUAAUUUAUUCUUUUCCUUUAUAAAAAAAAAUUUGAUAUCUUCAGACAAAUUUUUUUUAUACCUAUAUAAAAAUAAGUACUCUAAAAUUAUACGAGUAUUGUACGUGUGUAUGUAUUAAUAUCAAGAGACUUAUUCUUGAGUACCAUUGAAAUAUACUUGAAAUUCAAUGCUAUUACAAAAAGAAAGUAUUAUGUAUUGCAAUGUUUUUUUUAAUUUAAUUUAAUUUAAAAAAAAGUGUAUAGUAAAAUUUUACUAAAUUUUACUAAAUUUUAAUAAGGCUAUCUAAUUUCAUGUUUUAUUUGAUUUCCUGAUCAUAUGUACAAGUAUAAAUUAAUUUUAUUUUCUGGAAUAUUGCAUUAUUUGAUUAUAAUAUAUAAAAAAUAUUUUUGAUGG
Acyrthosiphon pisum (pea aphid) is the source of this 1879-nucleotide messenger RNA. RefSeq names its product partner of Y14 and mago. The coding region runs from base 169 to 1236 and encodes 355 amino acids. Gene Ontology annotation, cellular component: cytoplasm; exon-exon junction complex. Gene Ontology annotation, molecular function: RNA binding. Lineage: Eukaryota; Metazoa; Arthropoda; Insecta; Hemiptera; Aphididae. Gene Ontology annotation, biological process: exon-exon junction complex disassembly. The record is from RefSeq and is a predicted model, not a curated record. The transcript has 2 exons.